AUGUCGGACGCCCAAUCAGACCCUCACCCUCAUCUAACCUCCCUCCUAACCAAAGGCUACACCCUCCUCCCUUCCCUCCUCUCCCCAUCCCAACUCCUCGCCCUCCGCGCCGCCGCCUCCAAACUCACCACCCUUGCCCGACAAGGUAAAUGGCCCCAUGUCCGCACGCUAGGCAAACAAUUCCCGCCGUGGGACAGCGCCCUCGUCGCGAGGGGAGAACGAGGGAUUUGGGGAGUGCAGCAUUUGUUGCAUCCGGAGCUGCCGCUGAGUCAAGAAGAGGAGAGGGGGGUGUUUGUGGGGGUUUAUUUUGACAGCAGGGUGUUGGGGGUGGUACAGGAGGUGACGGGUGCACAGGAGGGGGAUCUGGUGAUGGAGUUGAUGAAUAUGCUUGUUCAUCCGGAGGGAGAAGGGAUCCGGCCACUGAAGGGGGGAGGGGAGGGGUUCGAAUUGCGGUGGCAUCGGGACGAUAUACCUUGGACGGUUGGACCGGAAGAAGAACAGGCGUUAUUGGACAGGCAGAGGGUUACUGUUUCUAUUGGAGGGGAAGAAAGGACGGUGUAUAACCAUGCACAGUGGAACAUUGCUCUUUAUGACGACGAGAGUUUAGUCGUCGUCCCCGGCAGCCACCUCCGCUCACGAACGGAGGUUGAGCGCAACGCAGAUCCGUACGAACCGAACCUACCCGGAAUGGAGGUCGUGAAGCUCAAAGCGGGGGAUGCAGUCUUCUAUGAUAGUAAUAUCCUCCAUCGGGGGGUUACCUGUUCUACCUCUGUAUACGUCCUUGAGCCAGCCUACGGCGCCCCCCCCCCCACCAAAGUAGCAUACUUGAACGAGUUCAGCGUCGCCGCAUACUGCUCUCUCGUCGACGACAGCGUGUCAACUAUGGCCGACCGGCCCUUCUCACACCGCCUCUACAAAAUGCUCCCUCAAUACCAUCUUCAGCGCCGAAUUACGAAACGGGAUCCUCGCCGCAUUUGUGUUCCACGCCCGAAUCACCUCCUUCAGCGCCAGCAGCGCCUCAAACGCCCAACACGCCCGCUGCACGAUCGGCGUCACGCGGAUCCGCCCAUCGGUGCAGGAUUUGUGUUUUCGCCGUGGAAGUGCGCGAAGGAGGUGCUGGUUGCGCCGGUGGGGAGGGAGAAGAUUGCGGGAGCGACGAUUUUGUCGCAGGUCUUUACGUUGUCGUCGUCUGAAUUGAGGAUGGCCGUAAAGGCUGGCGGGCUGGCCCACAAGGAGCUGGGAAUUGAGGAGGACGUGCUGAUGGAGUUGGUGAAAAAGGGGGGGAGAGAGGGGGGAGGGGAGACUUGA
This is a messenger RNA of Thermochaetoides thermophila DSM 1495, 1308 nucleotides long. RefSeq lists its product as uncharacterized. The coding region runs from base 1 to 1308 and encodes 435 amino acids. NCBI's taxonomy places the organism in Eukaryota, Fungi, Ascomycota, Sordariomycetes, Sordariales, Chaetomiaceae. The record is from RefSeq and is a predicted model, not a curated record. The transcript is spliced from 4 exons.